This is a messenger RNA of Mizuhopecten yessoensis (Yesso scallop), 2727 nucleotides long. RefSeq names its product oviduct-specific glycoprotein-like. The transcript has 13 exons. The coding region runs from base 265 to 2727 and encodes 820 amino acids. Gene Ontology annotation, cellular component: extracellular region. Gene Ontology annotation, biological process: carbohydrate metabolic process; chitin catabolic process. The record is from RefSeq and is a predicted model, not a curated record. Gene Ontology annotation, molecular function: protein binding; chitinase activity; chitin binding. Lineage: Eukaryota; Metazoa; Mollusca; Bivalvia; Pectinida; Pectinidae.
CAUUUCCCUAAUGACGGAUAGCCCCACAGCAAUCAUUUGGUUUCACGUGCGCAGUACCAGACCGUCCCGGUGGCUUCUCCGACAAGCCCCCACUCAUACACUCACAGGGCCAUGUAACAACACCUAAACACGAACACACGACACAUUCCAGACUGGAAAAAAAGUUUGUCUUUGUCUUUACUACAAGGUGAUGGUUGUGUGCACCCCUCACCAUCGUCACACAACACAGAAUUACAGACCGGGCACCAUCACGCCGGCCUCGAAAUGAUCUGGAAUUUUAUCUGUUUCUGCAGUUCACUUCUUUUUCUCUCCCUAACCACGGACGGCCAGAACUGCGAGGGGACGGACUUUCAGUGCAUCAAUGGGCUUUGUCUCCUGGAAAGCUGGGUGUGCGAUGGGGCGGAGGACUGCCCGGACGGUCAGGACGAGGCUCCAGAGCUUUGUAAAACAAAAACGGUAACACCGCAACCACAGAAUACGUGCAAUGGCGUUCACUUCCGGUGCGGGACAGGCGAAUGUAUCCCAAAGGAAUGGCAAUGUGAUAGUGACAGGGAUUGUCGUGACGGCUCGGACGAACAAUGCGAACACAAAAAAUUCCGGCGAAUAUGCUACUACACUAACUGGUCUCAGUACCGGCAGGGUAGAGCGCGGUUCACGCCUACAGACAUCGAUCCCAGCCUCUGUACCCACCUUAUCUACGCCUUCGCCAACCUAGAGGGCACCAGGAUCACCCCGUCCGAGCCCAACGACCUGGAGAUGUACCAGCUAUUUAAUGGCCUGAAGACUCGAAGUCCCGGGUUGAAGACGCUGCUAGCAGUGGGAGGAUGGAACGCCGAAAGUAAGGGCUUCUCCAAUAUGGUGGCCACGCCAAUGAGUCGCCGUGUGUUUGCCCUUUCUGCCAUUUCCUUUCUCAGGAAACACGGCUUCGAUGGUUUGGACAUCGACUGGGAAUACCCCACACUCCGGGGAGGGAAAUCUGAGGACAAACAAAGGUUUUCCCUGCUUCUACAGGAACUGCGAGACUCCUUCAAGAGAGAGUCGAAAUCAUCGGGUAAACCGUGUCUGCUGCUGUCCGCCGCCGUCUCUGCUAGUCCAACAGUCAUCGACGCCAGCUAUAACGUCACGGCUCUGGCGGAACACCUCAGUUUCAUCAACAUUAUGACGUACGACUUCCAUGGCGCGUGGGAGCGGACGACUGGACACAACAGCCCAUUGUUUCCACGGCGCGAGGAAAACGAUUAUCAACGGAAGAUGAAUACUGAUUGGGCGGUGAAAUACUGGAACGCCUCUGGAGCUCCCAGAGACAAGCUCAAUAUCGGUAUCUCUACGUACGGCCGAUCGUACAUACUGGCUGACCCCGCCUCACAAUACCAGCUGUCAGCAGCCGUGUCCAAACCCGGCCCCAAGGGCAUGUACACUCAGGAGGUCGGAUUCCAAUCGUACUAUGAGAUCUGCCUGCAACAAGAGCUCGGCAUCGGGAGGGUGUUCAGGGACCAUCAACAAGAAGUGCCCUAUUUUGUCGUUGGCAAGGUCUGGAUCGGAUACGAUGACGCGGAAAGCGUUGCAAACAAGGCACGCUAUAUAGCCCGCGAAGGGUUCGGAGGAGCAAUGGUGUGGUCGCUGUCACUCGAUGAUUUCAACAAUAUCUGUAAGGCCACCAUCAAGCGAUACCCGUUGACCAGCGCCAUAUCUCAAACUCUCAUCGACGCUCAACAGGGUCGCACCACAACCACCCCUCUGCCUACCAUUCCUGAGCAUAUACCAGACCCGGGCUUCUACCUGACAACAACUACCACCACUACUCAGGCGCCCCUCACCACGCCCCUUCCAGUGGUAACACUCGGGCCAAAGGUCACGUCCCGCCCUGCGGUGACGUUCCGCCCAGCCAUCACCCCGUCACCUGUUACAAAGGCGCCUGUCACACUCAACCCCGAACUCGUGUUUGGUCACAAAGAUGCAGCAUUAAAUAGGUUGCCGUAUCCCGCGGUCUACCUGAUCGGUCGUUACACGGGGUCAGCCGUAUCCCGCGGUCUACCCGAUCGGUCGUUACACGGGGUCAGCCGUAUCCCGCGGUCUACCCGAUCGGUCGUUACACGGGGUCAGCCGUAUCCCGCGGUCUACCUGAUCGGUCGUUACACGGGGUCAGCCGUAUCCCGCGGUCUACCCGAUCGGUCGUUACACGGGGUCAGCCGUAUCCCGCGGUCUACCCGAUCGGUCGUUACACGGGGUCAGCCGUAUCCCGCGGUCUACCCGAUCGGUCGUUACACGGGGUCAGCCGUAUCCCGCGGUCUACCCGAUCGGUCGUUACACGGGGUCAGCCGUAUCCCGCGGUCUACCCGAUCGGUCGUUACACGGGGUCAGCCGUAUCCCGCGGUCUACCCGAUCGGUCGUUACACGGGGUCAGCCGUAUCCCGCGGUCUACCCGAUCGGUCGUUACACGGGGUCAGCCGUAUCCCGCGGUCUACCCGAUCGGUCGUUACACGGGGUCAGCCGUAUCCCGCGGUCUACCCGAUCGGUCGUUACACGGGGUCAGCCGUAUCCCGCGGUCUACCCGAUCGGUCGUUACACGGGGUCAGCCGUAUCCCGCGGUCUACCCGAUCGGUCGUUACACGGGGUCAGCCGUAUCCCGCGGUCUACCCGAUCGGUAGUUACACGGGGUCAGCCGUAUCCCGCGGUCUACCCGAUCGGUCGUUACACGGGGUCAGCCGUAUCCCGCGGUCUACCUGA